AUGGAUGACCCAAUAGCGAAAUUCUUUACGGGCAACACAGCCGCUGCGUUGCUGAGGGCAUGCAAAAGCACGGGAAUUAAUGAUGAGAGCACGUUGGGGGCACUAGCUUCGGACAAGGAAUUGUUAACUGAAGUGGCUACAAAGGCAACCCAAGAUGGUUUCUGGCCUGAACUACAAUGUGGUCCCCUGGUUGGGAACGACACCAAGAAGAAGGUGAACUUGUUGAAGGCCAAGAGCAAGCUUGAAGACAUAUCGACCCAGGCGAAGGAAGGUACCACCAUCUCGCCCAAGCUUUUAAUGGAAAUAGCUUAUGAACGACUUGGUUCCGAUCUCUCUGAAAGACUUAUACUUGAGAGUAGUCACCUCAAAAUAAUGGGGAAGGAUGCCGCAGGCUUUUGCGAGUUGAAGCUUCCUAGCGGUGUGGUGGGUACAGGUUUGGAGACUCCAGACUGGAGAGAAACAACAGAUGGUUCUAUGGUAGCGGUCAAGAAGAUGACUAAUACUAGAUCGCCGACCACGGUCGCGGAGUUACUCCGGGUAAUCUGUAAAUGGCUGAUCGCUCUAUCGAUUAUUACUGAAAAGAGAAGCAUACUGGUAGCUGGGAUUGACUAUAUGAGUAGAUUAUGCUGGUUAUCUAAUGGUAAGAACGACUCCGAGGUGAUUGAUUUUGACUUAUCACUAAGGAGAGGGUUGUCUGCUACUGCUAAGCGAUUGGCCCGAGAGCGUAAUAUUGACUAUCAUGAGGCAAUAAUGGUGGCUCUCCGGGAGGUCCAAGACCAACAGGCUCUCACUAAGGUCAUAACGGCAACCUCAGUCGGUGAGCAGCGUUCUUUUGGUCCCAAUGCCAAGAGAGCGAGGGAGCUAGGUGGCAAGGGGAAUGUUUGUCGGUUCUACUAUGAAGACUGCAUAGCAGUUCGUACUGGGUCAUGCUAUUAUAAACCGUCGCAGCACUUGAACAAGCCCAGCGGGAACGGUAAGGGUAAAGCCAACAAGGGUGCCUUCGGUAAAGGAAAGGCGAAAGGGUGGUAUGGUUUCGUCGGUCAGACAAGUCAGAGUGACAUGAUGGGGGGUAGUGCGGGGAUAGGUAAAGGUAGCAAAGGGGACAAGUUCGAGAAAAAAUGA
Messenger RNA from Perkinsus marinus ATCC 50983, 1122 nucleotides. RefSeq lists its product as hypothetical. The coding region runs from base 1 to 1122 and encodes 373 amino acids. The transcript has a single exon. NCBI's taxonomy places the organism in Eukaryota, Perkinsozoa, Perkinsida, Perkinsidae. The record is from RefSeq and is a predicted model, not a curated record.